GGAAAAUAUUGCCCACAGCAGACUGCUUGGCAUUAAAGACGGCUGGCGGUAGGAGCUGCGGUAUCCCGUUUCCAGAAUCUACUGUUCAGUUUUCUUGCCAACACCAAAUUUGGAUCAACAGAUCAACGUGGUGAAGAAACAAGAAGAAAAAUCUGAAUCUUUGCUUAAAUGUUGGAGGAUUGAUCUUGAACCUUGUUCUGCCAGUCCUCCUGCUAGUUGUGAGGCUCUUUGGCAUCUCAAAGAAGAAAAACUCGAAGUGAAGGUUAACACACUUGGAGCCCUUAUUUGAACACCAGUCUUGUAGUCUUGAAGGAGCAUAAAACCAAGCAUUUCUCGGAUACGUCUGUAUGACAACAUGGCGAAGAAAAACCAAAAGGAUACUUCUGGGGUGGUGUUUGACACUCGCUCAAAAAUGGUCAUGUCCCAGGGAGGAACGGCUGAGAGGAUGAAGGAGAAGAUCAGUGCUGUCAGGGCAGUUGUCCCCAACAAAAGCAACAAUGAGAUUGUGCUGGUGUUGCAGCAUUUUGAGAACUGUGUUGACAAGGCCGUUCAAGCUUUCCUAGAAGGCAGUGCGGUUGAGAUCCUGAAGGAGUGGAAUGUCACAGGCAAAAAGAAGCCCAAGAAGAAAAAGAAGCCCAAGCCUCAGCCAGAGGCCUCAGCAGAGCCUGCUCCCCCUGAGGCCACAUUGCAUGAGGAGGGCAAAGAUGAGAUGAACGGCUUUCAUGCCAACGGAUCUGUAAUGGAUGGAGAGUCACUUGAUUCUCUGAGUGAACAGUUGGACUCUGCCUCCCUGGAUGCAGCUGAGCUGGACUCUGAACCCGCUACAUCCGAAACCACCGGUGCAGAAGCAGAAAGUCAAGGUAGCGCUCCAAGUCCCGCCUCUCAACAAGAGGGCAGGAAUCACCAGGGUCCCAGAGGCAACAAGAUCCGACGCAGGCCAGGCUCAAAUUCACAUCCCCCCACUUCCUCAUUAGCACCCACCACUGAUGAGCAAGGAUCACCAGCAGUCAAGAAAAUCGCUUCCAACAUAGACCGCUCUGUGAAAGACCUGCAGAGAUGCACUGCCUCGCUGACUCGAUACAGGAUGGUGGUCAAGGAGGAGAUGGACUCUUCAAUCAAGAGGAUGAAGCAGACGUUUGCUGAGCUCCAGAGCUGUUUAAUGGACAGAGAAGUGACUCUACUGGCAGAAAUGGAUAAAGUGAAAGCAGACUCCAUGAUGAUUUUGGACGCUCGACAGAAGAGAGCCGAGGAGCUCAGACGGCUGACAGAUCAGUCGGCGUCCAUGUCUGAGGAGCAGUUGACUGAACUGCGUGCAGACAUCAAGCACUUUGUGAGUGAACGUAAAUACGACGAGGACCUUGGGAAAGCAGUAAGAUUCACAUUUGAUCUUGAACCGCUGAAGACGAGCAUCUUGGGGUUUGGAUCAGUUUACCAUCCACGUACAGGCUACUCAAAUCGGUCCCGUUGUAGUUCCACGUCCUCCUCUGUCGCCAGCCCAAGCCUGCUGGAAACUCCUCCUCCUCCUGCCCAGACCCAAAGCACCCCCAGUGAAACCCGCCCCCCACCAACCAAACAGAUUUUCCAAGGUAACAGGCGUACUUUCCAGGGACAGGGUUUUCACUCGGGUGGUCAGCGGUAUAACGGCGGCUCCUACCACGACAGGAACGCUGGGCGUGCUAACCACCGCUACCAGAGUGAUGGCGGUCACACUUCGCAGCACUCCAACAACUUGAGAGGUCCCUCCCAUUCCUCCUCGUCAUCCUACAACCAAGACCGACCCUCUCACAACGGGCUGCCCCAAAGGCCUCCGCGGACACACUGUCCUUGACAUUGGAAAUCUUCACCUUAAUCAAACCUGUCUACUAACCCUUGCACUCUCCCCCCCUGUACCCACCCCAUACCCCACACACUCUCCCACCCUACUAACUCCUUCCAAUGAAGAAUAGAAUACAAGUUUACAUAUUUCCAUCAGUUGAGCUGUAGUGCCACCUCUCUACGUCGAUCCAUUCAUCCUUCAAACUUGAAAAGCUCUCUCUGUUCUCUCAUUGCUCUUCCUUUUUGCAUUUCUCCCAUCCUGGUUAAGGUAACGGCUUCUAUCUUUAGCCCCCCCUUUGAGAGAUCUCAUUGCUAUGCUACUGUCAGGAUCUGUUGUUAAUUUCUGCAGUUAAGUGGUCUGCCAGAAACUGACAGGAUUAUCUGCAACACUUUGUGCACUAUUGAAGUUGAACUCUUAGUACUAUUUCUAUUUUUGCUGUGGCUUAUGUCAGCUCUCUGAUUUGCACCUCAGAUCUUUUAUUUUUCUUGUCUCCUAGAACCAUUUCAAUGCCUUCACCGUGGAAAGCGUAGUGAAAGUGCACAACUAGUUCUAGCAUGAACCGGGAUUUUUUUUUUGUCAUCAGGAGAAUAGACAUGCAAUCAACACUACAGACUAUCGUUAAUCUUUGCAAGGUUUAAAAAAAAAAAAAAAAAAAAAACAUGAAACAUAUCAAACUAUAAUCCAGAGCUUUUCG
Messenger RNA from Toxotes jaculatrix (banded archerfish), 2510 nucleotides. It is a transcript of the gene spats2, whose product is annotated as spermatogenesis associated serine rich 2. NCBI's taxonomy places the organism in Eukaryota, Metazoa, Chordata, Actinopteri, Toxotidae. Gene Ontology annotation, cellular component: cytoplasm. Bases 356 to 1828 code for a protein of 490 amino acids. Gene Ontology annotation, molecular function: protein binding. The transcript is spliced from 13 exons. The record is from RefSeq and is a predicted model, not a curated record.